Molecule: messenger RNA, 2595 nt
Organism: Panicum virgatum (switchgrass)
Lineage: Eukaryota; Viridiplantae; Streptophyta; Magnoliopsida; Poales; Poaceae
Exons: 13
Coding region: 33-1286 (417 amino acids)
Source: RefSeq, a predicted model, not a curated record
UGGUUUUGCAAUCUUCAGCGCACGCCGUGCAGAUGAAUAUGAGGAGUAACCCAACUUCUAUCAAACUGGGUGGUUGCUGGUUGUAUUUGCAGUUACUUUACUUGGACAGCAUUGACCUUGGAGAUAACAACAUCCCUUUAAGCUGGUAUCCAAGAAUCAGAUGGUACGAUACACGAUUUCUGCUAGAGUUCACCAAUCAUUAUGAGAAGUGCAAAGGCAUGAAGGCUAAGAACGCAUAUUUGAACAGGAAGAGGCGUGUACCAAGCGACCAUGAUGAUAAAAGUAUGCCCACAUGCCCACUCCCAGAUGAAAGCAAAGAACAAAGUACUCGACCAGCCGGGCAAGAAAGAACUGGCAGCAAACCUAACCAGAGAUCAAUGCCUUCUAGGCACCAUGCAGAUGGUAGCAAAGAGGCAUGCGCAGAACAUGGUGACCAAGACUUCAAGACAACUCGACAGCAAAGUGGGUGUACAGUGGGAGACGAAGCUUUGGGACCCACUACAAUAGAGAAAAUUGUAGAACAAAUUAAACAUGGCCUUGAACAAGUUACAUCGCAACUAGAAAUUGUUGCCAACACUGCUCAUGAAGAAAAUAAGAGAAACUUUGAGGCACAGGAACAAAGAAUAAGUGAGUUAUUUGGAGACAUGAAAAGAGUGGUGUCAGGACUUAGGGAAAGCCUUGUCAAGUGUAUCAUGGCGCACUGUAGGGUCGAAGGAACGCAUGAAGGCAUAAAAUAUAGUCCGGAAGGAGUUAAUUUUAAAGCACCAGGAAAUGCGGCAGAUUCGAAGAUACAUGGGAAAUGGUCAGUUCAAGGGGGCAUUAAGAAAGACAUGCCUCCAUGGUAUGAGGAUAAUGGACAGGGCAUAGGAGAAGAAGAUGUUGCUGUGAAUGAUCAAACUAAAAGGAAAAAAUAUCGUGUAUCUGAAAUGGAUGCUGAUAGGGACAACACAGCAUUCGACGUGGCACCAGCACAUGAAACAGGGCGUGGACCUCAGCAGGAUCUAGGCUCAAAUGUGGCGGCUGAAACAACCCAGUCUGAUGGCAUGUAUACUUUCCAGGACCAUGGAAAAACAGAUGAACCAUAUCUGAUGCAGCAACAGCCAGUGUUCGACUGCACGCCAGAGAGAAGUGGAGGACCUUCAACACGAAUUCCGUUGUGGCAAAGUGAAGGAGAUAAUUGUGUGAAGAACGUUGAAGAGGAAGUAAAAACAACGAGUGCAAGGGGUGAAAGAAUUAAGAAGGGUUUGAGCAAUCCAAGCUUCGGCAACAAAAAAAGAGAACUCUGAUUCAAUCUCAGCUUCAAAACGCAGAGUAAUUUAAAAAACAACAACAAGAAGGUUGUGUACCAGCAGUUCUGCCAAUGAGGUCGCAGGAAUUGAAAAUUUGUUAGGACAGAAAGCUAUUAUUCCUGUUUACAUGAAGGGAGUAACACCUGUGAAGUGCCACGUUCCUGAGAGGCGGGUUCCUCCAUCGCCAUUUGACCUCAACUUGAAUCCAAGAACCAAGAGCAUAACUAUUGUUGAGAAGAUGUUCCAGCACUUUGUGGAAGAGGAGUACACAGUUCUAAAUAGGGUCUGGUUUCUCCAUGAUGAACUGUGGACACUAAGCCUAACAGGAAGACAACUUUGGGUGGCAUUUGCCAAAUUUGCAAUCAUAAACACUGAAACGUUCGAUGCAAUCAUUAGAUUAUUACAAGAGGAGGACAGCAUGAUGUACAAGGAUUGUUGCUGCGAGCACCAACAAUGGCGGCACCUGCUACCUCCUUGCUUCUCAGAUUUUGUGCUGGCGAAUGGAGAAGGCACUUACAGUGAACAAAUCAAUGAAUUGUUCCUGGGGUCUCACCUUGGCAGUAAUGCAGAGCAUUGUAGACUAGUAACUGAUGCUUUGCUCGAGCCACGAUAUUUCAUAUUAUGUUAUGGUUAAAUGGUGCUGUAAUUUUGCAAAUAAUGUUACCAUGCGCUCAAGACGGGCACUGGUCCUUGUAUGCUUGGGAUGUAGAGAAGAAACGAAUACAUGUACUAGACUCUGUGUUAUGCCAAAAGAGACGAGAAGAGAAGUGUGUAGUGCACGGUGACUUAAUUGCGUCAUUGCAUUCCAAAUUAUUUGACUGCAUCUCAGAACUAUUCAGUGGACUGCACGAUGAUAGAGGCAGAUAUAAGAUCACAUUCUAUAAUCUUGCACAUGCACCGGCGUUGAGAUAAGGGACAUGAAGAUAUGGGAGGAGUCAGCGUUUUAUGUUGUGCAUUAUAUAAAGUGGUUCGAUGGAGAGCGACUGACGUUCACUAUUAAUGAGCGCAAAGCAAAAAAUGCACGGAUGAGUAUAUUCUACAACCUGAUGCAAAUGGCUGCAAACCAAGGAUGGAAGCCUAAGUACCUCGAUGUGGAUGUAGAGACCAAGUGAUUCUUAAGUUUAACCCUGGAUAUUGUGCCUGUUGCUGCCAAGAUUGUUGAAUCUUUUGUGGGGGAAGGAAAGGCAAAAAACUAGUCAGUUGCCAUGUCUGCUAUAAACUGUGUUAAAUAUCCAUUGUGUAAGCAUAAAGGUUCUAGAUAUUCAGUACUAGGUACAUUGCAUGGAAUGAGCAGUUCAUUUAUCUA